AUGAAUCGCUGUCAGCGGAAUCUUCGGCUGGAGCAGAUCAAACGAGUUUGGAGACAUCAGAAGAACCGUGUCCGGCAUAUUCUCAACCUAGAAAAUCACUCGCCAGGAAAUCGUCGCCUGGAUGAGCUCGAUCUAACCUUCAGAAAGAGAGCAGCAACGUCUCCAAGUAUUCGCAUAGAUGAUUCAGUGGCCAGUGUGCUGGACCGUAUUGCUGCCGAAUGCGCUGUUGAAGCUAAUUCUCAAGGUCAAAGCGAACAGCAGUUCAGUAGUCCGAUGUCAACUGUGAAGGAGGAACCAACGCAAUCUAUGGAUCAGUCACUGCAAGAAUGUAACAAUCUCCUGGAAAUUCAGCGCGUUUCUUGA
Ostertagia ostertagi is the source of this 363-nucleotide messenger RNA. The record is from the annotation of a GenBank genome assembly. Lineage: Eukaryota; Metazoa; Nematoda; Chromadorea; Rhabditida; Trichostrongylidae.